AUGAGUGAUGAUGUAUCUUGGGCAAUUAAGACACUUAGGGGUGAGCAUACUACUUGUGGCAGACUUGAGGAGAACCCCAUGGUUACGUCUAAGUGGCUUUGCAACAAGUUGGCUGAUGAGGUUAGGGGGAACCCAGACAUUCCAGUUGAGUCCCUACAAAAAGUCUGCAUGAAUAGGUAUAGGUUGAGGGUGAAAAGAAGGUUGUUGUAUAAGGUGAGGAGCAUGGCAAGGGUGGAGCUGUAUGGGGGCUUUGAUGAGGCAUAUGGGCUGCUUCCUAGGUAUGCUGAGAUCAUUAAGGAAACAAACCCAGGGAGUUAUGCCCUCAUCAGCUGGACAGGGGACACAUCCCAAAGUCAGCCCAAAUUUAAGAGUUGCGUCAUUGCCUUCAGUGCACAGAUUAAGGGCUUCAUUAGGGGGUGCAGGUCCAUUAUUGGGAUAGAUGGAGCACAUCUCAGUGGAGGAUACAAGGGGGUUAUGUUGACAGCAGUUAGCAUAGAUGGCAACAAUGAACUUUUUGUCAUUGCCUAUGCUAUUGUGCCAACUGAGAGCAUUGACUCUUGGUGCUACUUCUUCAGCAAUCUCAAACUGAUAUUCCAGCAAGAAGGGUGCAAGAGGACUGACUGGACCUUCAUCAGUGAUAGGAUGAGGGGUGUUGAGUCAGCACUUUCUGAUGUUUUUCCUCAGGCAGCAAGGAGAAUUUGUUGCCAACAUCUCUACAGCAACUGCAAGAAUGAAGGCUUCACAGUUGAUGCUUACAACCAAUAUGUGUACACUAAGGCUAUGGAGAAGAUAGCCAAGUACAAUCCCAAAGAUGUUGAGUACUUGGAGAAGUGUACUGAGCAAUGGAGCAGAGCAUUCUUUGACAGUGGUGUUUGUUGUGAUCACAGCACCACAAAUUUUGUGGAAUCUUUCAAUGCCUGCACUAAGCCUUACAGGGACUUACCUGUGAUCACCCUGCUUGAAGAAAUAAGAAUAUGGUGCAUGAAGAGGAUGGGGGAAAGGUUUGAUAAAGCUGUGGACAUACGUCCUACUGAUCUCAGAGACUAUGCAAAGAGGAUAUUAGAAACAAGGAGUGAUGAGUCAAGGUUCUGCUAUGCCACAUCAUGUGGAGGUGGUGAGUAUGAGGGGGCAGCAUACAAGCUCACAUAUGGGGAUCAUAUCCACCCUAUGCCUGACCCCACUCAAUGGCCUGACUUCAACCUCCCUCAAAUUGCACCACCUGAUAUCAAGAGACCACCUGGCAGACCUGUGAAGCAAAGAAGGAGAGGGCCUAAUGAAGCUAAGAAAGGGAAGAGGCACAACUCAGUUAGGUGCAAAAAAUGCAAGGAAGUGGGCCACAACUCCAGAACCUGUGGGACUGAUAAUGGGAAGGGGAAAGGGUCCAAGAGAAAGGCAGAUGGAGCUUCCACCAGUCAAGCAGCACCUAAGAGAGCCAAGAAGACUUCCAGGGCAGAUGGAGCUUCCACCAGUGAAGCAGCACCUAAGAGAGGCAAGAAGUGA
Messenger RNA from Beta vulgaris subsp. vulgaris (sugar beet), 1500 nucleotides. RefSeq lists its product as uncharacterized. Gene Ontology annotation, molecular function: transposase activity; DNA binding. Gene Ontology annotation, biological process: DNA transposition. Lineage: Eukaryota; Viridiplantae; Streptophyta; Magnoliopsida; Caryophyllales; Amaranthaceae. The transcript is spliced from 5 exons. Bases 1 to 1500 code for a protein of 499 amino acids. The record is from RefSeq and is a predicted model, not a curated record.